This is a messenger RNA of Cryptomeria japonica (Japanese cedar), 1573 nucleotides long. Its product is annotated as RNA polymerase II transcriptional coactivator KELP. Gene Ontology annotation, molecular function: DNA binding; transcription coactivator activity. The transcript is spliced from 3 exons. Bases 192 to 938 code for a protein of 248 amino acids. Lineage: Eukaryota; Viridiplantae; Streptophyta; Pinopsida; Cupressales; Cupressaceae. The record is from RefSeq and is a predicted model, not a curated record. Gene Ontology annotation, biological process: positive regulation of transcription initiation by RNA polymerase II.
CAGUGAACACAGCUUUUGUAUCUGUUUUUCUUUCAAACCCGUAACAAAUCCGAAAACUCUACAAUAUUUUUAUCACAAGCGCGGGCGAACCAAUUUAAAGCUUGAAGGCUGCGAGCACAGGUUUUGCUUCCGUUUUUCUUUCAAACUGCCAUAAAUUUGAAAGCCCUAAAAACCCUAAUAACAGACGAGCCAUGGAGCUCAAUACCAAUCUAGAAAUCGAGAAGACGGUCUUAGGAAUUCUCGAAAAUGCAGACAUGAGUGACAUGACGGAGUACAAGCUUCGAAGAAUAGCGGGAGAAAAGUUGGGGCAGGAACUUUCAGAUACCAAGUCUAAGAAAUUGGUGAGGAGUAUUGUUGAAAGCUUUCUUAGGUCCAAGAACAGUGAAGAAGAGCAAGCUGCUGAGCAAGUAACAGUCGAAAAAGAGGACGAGGAGGUGGAAGAAAAAGAAGAAAAAAAGGCGUCUAAAAAACAGCAGAAGAAAAAACAAGUUCAGUCCGAGGAAGAGGAGGAAGAGGAGGAGGAGGAAGAGGACGAGCGACCUGUGAAGAAACAGCGAAAGGAAAAAUCUAAAGAGAGCGGCGCCGCGCAGAAAAUCAGCACGGAUGACAACGGUGAUCUAGUUAUUUGCAAGCUUUCAGAUCGACGGAGUGUAACUAUUCAAAACUUCCGAGGACAAAAGUUAAUAUCUAUCAGAGAGUUCUAUGAGAAGGAUGGGAAGCUGUUGCCGUCAUCUAAAGAUGGAACCAAAUUUGGAGGUUAUUGGCAGGCCGUACAUCUUCUUGCAAGCCUUUCCUGUUGCUGGCCGUACCUAUUAGCAUGCAUAUUUCAAGUAUUAGAUUGCAGAUUCUUCGAAUUGUGGAAACUAAAGGACAAUAGUUACAGGCUAUACAAGUUUAAGGAAGGCAGAUUGGUGAUUUGUGUGGGCUGUACCAUGUAAUGGGCUGUUUAUGAGGUUGGUGUGAGGAUUUCCUAACCUAGGCACUGCAUUUUAGUGGACUUUCUUUGUUGAUAGGAAGUGCCUUACUGUUUGGAGGAUAGUCAACAGAGUUUUGGAUUGAACUUUUGAUGUUAUCAUGAUUCAGGAGGCCAUACAUGAAAUAAAUGAUGUAUAAGUUUGUGUAUUAUACUUUAAGUUAUAUUUCGUGUAUAUUGUCAGGAUGUUUGAGAUGAGUUUUAGAUCAUUAGGUGUUACAAUGCGAAUUCUAGUCUGGAGGAUUUUACUAGUUUUCAGUGUGCUCUUAGUGUGUUUUCAAUUUGGUUAUAACAGUCAAACAACAGCAACAAGUGACAUCAGACCUGAACCAGCAUAAUAAUCAUCAGUUAUGAAGGUAUAUUGGUGUUGUUUCAAGUUGGGCAUUGCUUGGUGAUGUUUUCAGUCGUGUUUCUCGAUAUCUUAGCACUGCAAUAUUCAUAUCAAACCUGUAACAACUGUAACAACCAUCAAAGAGUGCUUCUAGUUCAGCAUUUGAUCAUCCUACUCAUUUAGACAAGGUAUAAUAUUGUUAUUUCUAGUUCGGUGUUGGGUUUAUGUAUUUGCACAUUCUGGGAAAGUGCAAUCGGUUUUGUAAACCU